AGCGCGCUGCCCAGCUCCCGCCAACCUUCCGAACUCUACGAAAUGCGAGCAGCCUCCUCUUCCAAGCUGAUAUCUUUGACCCACCCCACCCCCGACGCCUUCGUCUGGAACUCCCUCAUACGCGCCCACCCCGCCGCCGCCCUCUCCCUGUACCGCCGGAUGCUCCUCCACGGCGUCCGGCCCGACCUCUACACCUUCCCCUUCCUCCUCCUCUCCUUCUCCUCCCCACUCCCCCCUCCCUCCCGCCGCCUCCCCCUCCUCCACGCCCGCGUCCUCCUCUCCGGCUUCGCCUCCCACCCUUUCGUCCACACCUCCCUCGUCUCCGCCUACUCCCACUCCUCCUCCCUCCCCCUCGCCCGCCGCCUCUUCGAUGAAAUCCCCCUCCCCGACCUCCCUUCCUGGAAUUCCAUCAUCUCUGCUUACGUCAGAGCCGGCCUCCUCCGCUCCGCCCUCCAACUAUUCGUGAAAAUGCCCGAGAGAAACGUGGUCACUUGGAGCUGCAUGAUAGAUGGCUUCGUCAAAUGCGGCGACCACAGGGGAGCGCUGCAGCUGUUCCGCAACAUGCAGAGAGAAGCGUGCAUUGAGCCGAAUGAGUUCACUAUCUCGAGUGUGCUUGCUGCUUGUGCGAAAUUGGGUGCGCUUGAGCACGGGAAGUGGGCGCAUGCAUACAUCGACCGGUGUGGCAUGAAGGUGAACAUGGUGUUGGGGACUUCUUUGAUCGAUAUGUACGCCAGGUGCGGGAGCAUCGACAGGGCAAGGCUGGUGUUUGAUAGUUUGGGCCCUGACAAGGAUGUCAAGGCAUGGAGUGCCAUGAUCUCGGGGCUUGCAAUUCAUGGACUUGCAGAGGAAUGCCUUGAUUUGUUUCACAGAAUGAGGGGACUGGCCAUAAUUCCUAAUGCCAUAACGUUCUUAGGAGUUCUCUGUGCUUGUGUCCAUGCAGGAUUGGUUAAUGAGGGUGAGAACUAUUUCGAGCAAAUGGUGAAGGAGUUUGGUAUUGAUCCAAUGAUUCAACACUAUGGUUGCAUUGUGGAUCUUUAUGCAAGAGCAGGGCUUAUAGGCAAGGCAUGGGAUGUAGUGAAUUCGAUGCCCAUGAAACCCGAUGUGCCCAUUUGGGGGGCUCUUUUGAGCGGUUCACGAAUGCAUGGCGAUAUCGAGACAUGUGAGGCUUCGAUCAAGCAACUUAUAGAGUUGGAGCCAAUGAAUAGUGGGGCUUAUGUGCUUCUCUCCAAUGUUUAUGCAAAGAUGGGCAGGUGGGAUGAUGUGAGGAGAGUGCGAAAUCACAUGGAAGAAUUGGGGAUUAAGAAGACACCUGGAUGUAGUCUCGUCGAGGUGGAUGGCCACCUGCAUGAGUUCUUUGUGGCAGACCGAUCACAUCCGGAGACGAGGGAGAUAUAUCUAAUGCUCGAGGAGAUUAUGAAGAGGUUAAGAUUAUCAGGCUAUGUGGGGAAUACUGAAGAAGUGUUGCUGGACUUGGAUGAGGAGGGGAAGGAGUUGGCACUAUCUCUUCACAGUGAGAAGCUGGCCAUUGCAUUCAGCUUUAUUAAAACAAGACCUGGGACGAUUAUACAUAUCACUAAGAAUCUAAGAAUGUGCAUGGACUGCCAUGUGGCCAUCAAGCUUAUAUCCAAAAUCUAUGAUCGAGAGAUAGUUGUGAGGGAUUGCAGCCGGUUUCACUAUUUUCGAGAUGGAUUCUGCUCCUGUAAAGAUUAUUGGUGAUUCAGAACUUGUAACUUUGAAUGAUCAAUGAGGAUUGCUGUUGUAAAAUUUAGAGAAUAUCUACUAACUUCAUUCAACAGUAAAGGGGCAAAUAAACUAUGCUUCAAUGGGUCAUGACAAGCAACCCAAGGACAUUCGGGAACCUAGAAAGAAGCUUAAACUCAUUCUGAUCUUAUAACAGGGAUAAAGUACUGAUGUUUCCUGUUAAAUGUGUAAGUUUCUUGUUUCACAGACAAAAUUAAUCUUUUAAAUGUGCUUGGAGUGCCAAAGAGGAGGUAUUUUUUUGUUAUUGAACAAUAAAUGUACAACUGGUUUCCUUUUAGCAAUGUGCUUCAAUGG
Molecule: messenger RNA, 2055 nt
Organism: Elaeis guineensis (African oil palm)
Lineage: Eukaryota; Viridiplantae; Streptophyta; Magnoliopsida; Arecales; Arecaceae
Product: pentatricopeptide repeat-containing protein At3g62890-like
Biological process (GO): RNA modification
Molecular function (GO): protein binding; zinc ion binding; RNA binding
Source: RefSeq, a predicted model, not a curated record